Messenger RNA from Amphiprion ocellaris (clown anemonefish), 10267 nucleotides. RefSeq names its product zinc finger and BTB domain-containing protein 26-like. Gene Ontology annotation, cellular component: nucleus. The record is from RefSeq and is a predicted model, not a curated record. Bases 7973 to 9460 code for a protein of 495 amino acids. Lineage: Eukaryota; Metazoa; Chordata; Actinopteri; Pomacentridae. The transcript has 2 exons. Gene Ontology annotation, biological process: regulation of transcription by RNA polymerase II. Gene Ontology annotation, molecular function: DNA-binding transcription factor activity, RNA polymerase II-specific; RNA polymerase II cis-regulatory region sequence-specific DNA binding; protein binding.
GCAGUUGAUGUUUCAUGGCGAAGCAUCAAAAUUCCGGAGGCCGCCAUGGCCACGCCCUCAGACUUUUGCGGAGCAUUUUGAUAACUUUUGAUCACCCAUGCCUGGAGUACGUCCUGGCCGAAUUUCAGCUCUCUCGGUGUUACCCUGUUUGAGUUUAUAGCUUUUGAAAAUGUACAAAAAUGAGCCAAAAUGGUCAAAACAUAUGACAUAUAAUUCAAAAUGGCCGACUUCCUGUUUGGUUUUGGCCAUGGGUGUCAAUUACAUUUUUGUGCGUCUUAACAAGUUACAUACGCCUACCAAAUUACAGAACUGUAGGUCACACACACAGCCCGUAGUAAAUGUUUGAAAUUUUCCAGGUGGCGCUAUCGAGCCAUUUUGCAACAGACAUGGACAAUUUGUCUAAAAUAUCAAAUAUUUCAGCAGUCCUGAUGUUUGUGGCAAUUUUGGUGAGCAUAUGAGCGUUCCUAACCUGUCAAAAAGUAUUUUGUUUAUUACAGCAACGAUGCGUUGCCACGGCAACAGAAUUUUAUGAAUUGUCAAAAUCUUCAUACUGUGGCAUCAUCAAGGGGAAAACACUGAGCUGACCAAUUUUCAGAAUGAUAUGACAAAGUUUCUGGCAGUGGCACAUGAAAAUGUAAUGACAAUUUCUUCCUAUUGCCAAUAGGUGGCGCUAUGAGAAUUUCUAAAUUUAUGAAUGUGGAUAUGUUCAGACCCAGACUGGUGUCCAUCAUGUCAAGUUUGGUCCAGAUCAGACCCUUUCCAGCUGAGAUAUAAAUAAUUCAAUUUUCAUGGCGAGAAAUCGAAAUUCGCCGCGCCGCCACAGACACGCCCUUUGAUGACGAGUCACCAUUUUCUCCGUGACUCAUCAUCAACAUGUUUGGGCUUAUGUCACCAAAUUUGAAGUGACUAUGAUCAAUGUGCUAAGAAUGGCACAUCAAAGUGUAAAAAAAUGUCUAUUUCCUGCUACCACAAGGUGGCGCUAUGACUGUGAAUGUAUACAAUCACAUGGAUGUUGUCAGGGCCGCACUCUGAUCAUACAUGUAAAAUUUCAGCCACAUUGGAGCAUGUACAGCAGAGUUAGACACCACUUCCUGUUUCAUGGCGAAGGAUCCAUUUUUUUGGGAGUUGCCAUGGCCACGCCCUUUGACUUUUGCGGAGCAUUUUGAUAACUUUUCAUCAUGUAGUACUGUUGCAUAUAUUUGCCAAAUUUGACGUCUCCCGGACUUACCCCCGAUGAGUUAUUAAUCUCAAAAUCUAUCACUGUUAAUUCAAGAUGGCCGACUUCCUGUUGGGUUUAGGGCAUAGCCGUGAUUGACUUUUUUGGGUUUCUUGAUGUGCUGAAUAUGCAUACAAAAUUUUGUAGCUGUAGAUGAAACGUCGUGCAAGUUGGCCUAAUGACCAAAUUUUCAAUUUUCCAGGGGGCGCUAUGGAGCCAUUUUCCCACACACGUGCAACUCCCAUAAAAUAUCAAAUUUUUCGCCAGUCCUGAUGAGCAUGCCAAGUUUGACGCGUUUUGGGGUAUGAUAAGGCCGCCAAAAGUGCAAUUCAAAAGUUCGCCAAAGAAAGAAUAAUAAAAUAAUUCCUCGCAUUCCAAUAGGGUCUUCGCACCAUUCGGUGCUCGGACCCUAAUAAUUCCUUGCAUUCCAAUAGGGUCUUCGCACCGUCGGUGCUCGGACCCUAAUAAACCCUAGCAUUCCAAUAGGGUCUUCGCACCAUUCGGUGCUCGGACCCUAAAUAAUUCCUUGCAUUCCAAUAGGGUCCUCCGCACCGUCGGUGCUCGGACCCUAAUAAUAAAUAAUUCCUUGCAUUCCAAUAGGGUCCUCCGCACCGUCGGUGCUCGGACCCUAAUAAUUCCUUGCAUUCCAAUAGGGUCUUCGCACCAUUCGGUGCUCGGACCCUAAUAAAUAAUUCCUUGCAUUCCAAUAGGGUCUUCGCACCGUCGGUGCUCGGACCCUAAUAAUGUUAUUAAUUAUAACAACAAUAAUAACAAUAACUUGUAAUAAUAACUUGUAGAAACUUCGUCCACAGACUAAUGAUAAUCUGAUUAUCUAACGAGAACAACUCGCAAUUAAAAAAAAAUAUAUAUGUAUGUGUACAUAUAUGUAUGUAUAUAUGUAUAUGUAUGUAUGUAUAUAUAUAUGUUCGUAUGUAUAUCUACUGUAUCUAUCUAUCAUCUAUCUGUCUGUCUGUCUGUCUGUCUGUCCAUAUAUUUAUUUGAUUGAUUGAUAGAUCUUUUUUAGGAUGUUUUUUAUAGACAUUUUCCUAAUAUAGAGGCCUUACACUGUUGUAUUGCUACCUUUACUUAUGAGAACAAUAUGAUAACUUGUAACAGUGCCAGAUACACAUUUCAUGACAAAGGCACACUAUUUAUAUGUGCAUGUUAAGUCCCUUGAAAUCCUGAGGAAGUCCUGACCAUUUUUUAUAAUAAACUGUAACGUUUACAACAAGAUAAGCCCUCAGAGAGUGAAGUACUCCACCAAGGCUGCUCAGUUGUAUCAUUUCCGAUGGCUGAAAUCUUGAAAAAAGUUGUGGCAGAAAUCACGGCACCAUAGAAUGUGGCCAUUUAAUAUAGAUGUACCCACAAACAAAAUGACAUUGCGCUGAGCACAGGCGUGUGUUAUGCAUGUGUACGUUAUGUACGGAUACCAACACCCCCACAAUUUAAUCAGUUGUUCCUUGUAUCAUUUCCGACAGAUAAGUCCUGAUAAGCGGUGGAUUUGUAGUAGGAUCGCAAUCAUGUGAUCAUCGGCAGGCAGCUGACGUAGUGUUCACUUGUUGUCAUAGUUACAGUGAUGCUGUGCCGCUAUCUCGCAAUGAUACAGAAAUCUUUAACAAAUUAGUGGAUCUAGAGUAUAAGCUGCAUCACUGCCAAAAUCUAAUCACUUGGUCCUUGUGUCAUUUCUGACCUUCCCUGAAAAUUUCCUCCAAAUCCAUUAGUCCAUUUUUGUGUAAUGUUGCUAACAGACAAACAGACGGACAAACCAACGGCGAUCGUCACAUAAUUCCUCCGAGGCUCCGCCUCCUUGGCAGAGUAAGUACCUUGGAAAAUGGAGCAACAUUUACAUGUGAACAGGAGAUUUAAGAUUAAAUUCCUCUAAACUUCUUCUUCUAGAUCUUUCGCAGCUUUCACUUACUUCCUAUUUAUUAAAUUACAAAGUAUAUGAAGCCACUGCGCAACUGAGGAACCUACAUCCAUUAGCUGUACCCCAUUAGAUAUACAGAUCACCAGUUCAUCACAGGGCAAACACAAAGAAACAAGCCUCACUCACAACUAUAUGAGCUCAGGUGAACGGUGCAAACUCCACACAGGUAGACCAACCCUGAACCAUCCUGCUGUGGGGCAACAAUGCAAACCUGCCCCAAAACCCUUCAUUAUUGUAUGAACUGACAAUAACUUACUCAUUGUUAUGUUCUGCUUCUAUUAUUGUGUGCAUAUGCCAUGGAGAAGAACUUCCAAGAACUUGUUUCCCUUUUUAUCUUGCAAGUCAGAGAAGAUAUUAUCAAAUUGUUCUGUUGAAAGCAAACUGACAGCAAGAUGAUAGAGUUCAGUGAAGCAAUAAGAGGCCUUUGGAUGAUACUCUGGGCUUUUUCUACUAAAAAAGAACUGUAAUAUUGCUUCAUAAAUAAAUGUGCAGUAACAUUGCUCAGCAGACAGAGCAGGGCAUUAAAGGGCAGCUGUAUUUCAAGCAUCCUCAUGUCCACAAUUUGAAGCAUCUUUAGACAGAAAUAAAACCCCAAAAGAUCAGAACAAACCUUUAACUUUAACCCUCCUGUUGUCCUCAUUUACAGGCAUGAAAUUCCAAUAAUUCCUUAAAAGUUUCCCUUAAAAGUUUUAUUUAAAAAAAAUCCCCCAAAUUUGGCAAGAAAAUUCUUGUAAAUAUUUUCAAAAAAUGAGUAAAAAUCUUCCAAAAAAAAUCCUAAAAUGAUUCUAUAUUUAUCAGUAAAACUUCUAUUUUCUGUAAGAACAUUCACAUAAAAAUCAACCAAAAUCCAGCGAAAUUCGCUGGACUUCGGUUGUUUUUUUGUGAAUGUUCUUAAUUAACAUUUUUAACAUUUCUUUUUUACACCAAAAAAUGUUCACAGAUUUCCCAGAAAUGUUGAAAAUGUGGACAUCAGAAGUUUCAUUGUGAAAAUAUUUUUUUUUUCCUCCAUAUUUUCAAACUUUAAACUGGGUCAAUUUUGAGCCGCAGGACGACAUGAGGGUUUAAUGGUAACUUGCUGCCAUCAGUGUCUCAGAAUAGUGCAGUCGAUUUAUCUUAUGAAGAAAUCAUGCAGUUUACUCCUCUAAGUUAACUAUUUGUGACUAAUGGGAGCAAAACAACAGCUGUUGUCAGAGAGCUUCGCUCUGCUUACAAAAUGUACUUCGACAGUUAAAUCAGAUCUGGUAGAUUAGUAAUUUAAGUAAAUAUAAUGUCUCAAAAUGGCAUCAUGUCAUGGAUGGUGUGCUACAGCUGUUUUGCACCAAUUGCUAGAAGAAGAUAUAUACAAAAACAUUAGAGUCAUUUUUGACUGAAAAUCAUGCCAGGAGAGACUCUGAAGUUCAACCAAGCACCAAAAAUGCAAUAAAUUACACAAAUAUGCAUGUGUGUGAAGGUUUGCCAGGAUAAAUGGUAAACUGGAGCCCAAACUCACCUUAAAAGACAGGAUUUACUGCAAAGGAAAAUUCUGGCAAAACAAAAAGAAAUGAAUAAUCUUCUCACACCUAACUUUUGAAACCCUGUUUGCUAAAUGUGAAUAUUUAUAGGCUACUUCAUAUUUUACCUUAAGAGCAAAGUCUGUAAUUUGACGGAUGGCUGAAGAAAAAUAACAUUGCCAGUAAUGCAGAAUCAUCUUUUGGCAGGAUUAGAAUCGCGGUUACCAAAACCAGACAGGCGUCCUGCCAGCAAGCUGUUUUUGGAAGAAGUCACCUUCCUCACCUGUGAAAACAUUUUAGAACAAAUCUAUCUGUUCAGAAGCACAAGCAAAAAGUGAGAACAGGACACAGUAGCUCCAUAUUCAAAUGUAUUCACACCUCAGAGCUCAUUCACCUGCUGAUGAUCCUCACAUGCUUUUGGAAUAAACACAACACAACACGGCAUGUGUUUCUCUUUAGGGGUGUUAAUGGGGACCAACAGCCUAAAUGUAAUUUGCACCAUAUUAACACUCUCAUGCAAAACUCUCUGCAGACAUUGUUGAAAGCUAUGAAGUACAAUUCACAGUUAUCCACAAAUGAUGCACAUUUUCAAGACGCCCAGAGAUGAAGAUGUUGCUGCUUUACUGAACUGAAUGAAGUUCACUUAAUGAGAAAAAAAAGGGCUUCCAGAGGAGCCCUCAGGUGAGUCUCCAUGUCUUCAUAUUAGGUCAGCUUCAUUGUUAUUUUUAGUUUCCAAGCCCAUACUUCAAGGGCCUCUUAGAAAAUAUAAGGCCUGAUUUCUAAAACUGAACAUGACAUGCUCAUAUACCACAAAUGUAAAUAAUGCUUUUCUACUGUAAUUGACAUGACAUUGACUCAAUUACUUCAAUUCAUUAGAUAAACAUUUGAUAAUUAUAAGCAGAUCAAAUGAAACUGUCUCGUUUACGGGUCUUAAAUGUGAUAGUAAAUAAUUCCCCCUAUAUUUGGAUCAAUAUAUAAUUUUGGGACUUUUUGUAACAUAGUUGACAGGUAUCAUAGUUGACAUUAUUGCUGUUUUUAGGCCAAAAAUCAACAUGGCCGCCUAUAACCAAACACCACAUGCCUUUUUACAGAAAGAUUCUUCUAAAUAUUUUAUAUACAACUGAGUAAAAUUGAAACUGAAAGUUAUUUAUCAAGAUAUUUUAGUAACACUAUCCACACUUGACUCACACACUACUUUAUAUUAAAUAAGUCAGAAAGCCUUGGAGUCUGGCCAGUCUUUUCUUCAGGAGGAAAUGACAUCAUGUGGAGCAGGUCAUGUGAUCUGGAAUUAACACACUUCCUUGAGAGGUGUUUUUGUAAUUGGUAACUUAGUAGAAAGUGAUUUCUCGGACACAGACACAAUUUGUUAUUUUGUGUCAUAAAAUACCACAAAUGACCACAGAAAAACACAAAAUGACUCAAUGAGACACAUAAUUAUCAUAUAAAGAUACAAAAUGACAAAAGACACAAAAUAACUACAAAAAUAACAAAAUAACCACAAGAACAACUAAAAUGGUCAUGAAUAGACUGAAAAUGGACACAAAAUAAUCACAAAAAUGCACAAAAUUACCACAGAAAGACCUAAAAUGUCCACAAAACGGACUGAAAAUGACCAAAAAAGAAACAAGAUGACCAGGUCAUGUGAUCUGGAAUUAACACACUUUCUUAAGAGGUGUUUUUGUAAUGGGGAACUUAGUUGAAAGUGAUUUCUGGGACACAGAUACAAUUUGUUAUUUUCCUAUAUAAAAUUUGAUAUAUUUUCAAAAAAGAAAUAUCUGUCACGAUUAUCUCAACUUAAUAAAAGGAACACAAUCAAAACUAUUUUUGAUUAAGGUCAUUUUAUUAUUGUAGCUAAUUAUAGCUAAUUAGAAGGUGGUUGUUAUUAAAUUGGGACAGUUAUUUAGUUGACAUUUUAGUGAUACCCAAUCAUUUUUUAUUAAGUGAUAGUUUCCAUAAUUAUGGAAUUUGUAAAGACAUGAUCAUAAUGAACACACACACACACACACACACACACAUAUAUACACAUAUCUAUAUUGUACCUCAAUUAUAUAUUGACUCAUUUACUAUGUGCACACUGAGGAAGUUAAUGUAGAUUGAACAUUAUCGCCACCAUGCGGUUUGUUUUUAGAACUGCACCAGUUUUUGCUGCUGAAUUCUAGAUAAUUUCAAUAAAUUGCACAUUGUCUUUCUUUGCAUUGGCUGAAACUAAUCUAUAUAAUAUUGUCCCAGGACUGCUUGGUCCUCAUUUAGCUGAGCCAAAGGUACUGAAUGGGUUAAUUAGGCCUCGCGCUCCUGCGUAAAACACGCACACACACAUUUAGGAGCCUCAGCAGAAAGCCGGUGUGGGUCAGGACUGUCGCUGCUUCACCGCUGGAAGAUGCAUCUCAUCCUCCUGCAACUGCACACCAUUCAUGCUUUUCUUAGUUCUUUUCAGUAACUGUGGUUAAACCGUCGGGGCUCCAGAAAACAGAGACCACCCUCUGUUCUUUCAAAGUUAACUGAGGUUUCCAGCCAAGAAAAGCAGCUUUUUCUCACCCAGUGGAUCCAUUACGACGGGAUGAGCCUGCAGAAUAAGGUAGGGCUGGAUCCGUGUGUCCGUUUAUUUCUAGUACUUUACCAACUGAAGGUUUAGUCAUAAAGACAUGGAAGAAACGCUUCAAUGGAAGUACCACUGUGCAAAAAUACUCUUUUACAAGUAAAAUUAAUGCAUUUGAAUGUAAAAAGUGCAAAUCUAUAAGCAUCAAAGUAUACCUAAAGUACAAAAAAUAUAAGUACUGAUUAUGCAGAUUAACAAAUGUAAGACUAAUUCUGUAUUAUUGCAUUAAUGUGUUCAUCAUUUCAGUGUUGCAGCUGGUGAAUUUGAUUUAUAGUCUACAGUUUAUCUGCUGGGUUGCUUGGAAAUUUCCCUUCAGGGUGGUCUUACUGUAAUCUAUAUUAAUGCAUCAUAAUUUAUUAGUUGAUUGCAUUUUCUAUUAUUAAACUUCACCUACAAACUAACUAUAGGAACUUCAGUUAUUAAAUGAAUGCAGUGGAGUAAAACAUGCACUUUUUUUACACUGUAGCCCAGGAGAAGUGUAAAGUAGCAGAAAAUGUACAGAAAAUCAAAAAAAGAAACUUAAAAUUGUUAUUAAGUAUAGUUCUUGAGUAAAUCUACUUAGGUGCUCUCUACCACUGUGUUCCAUGAUGAUAAUUGUAUGAGGAAAGCUUCAUUUAGCUGCAUGUUGUUGAUGUAGUCCUAAUUUAAUGCUAAUACUUUUAUUUUGAAAAUGUCAUGUGCUAUUGACUAUUGAACUAGAUGUACCAGAAAAGGCGCAGAACCAAUGCAAAAACCUUAUUUUAAUGAAGACACAAGUGCUCUUUAAACUUAUCAGCAUUUGUGGGAUGCUACAGCUAAUCCAUGCAGCUCACACACCAUCUAUAUUCACACAAGAACAAAUCUGUGCUAACUAUUUUUCUAAAUCCAAACAGGACAUCAUGUCAGCCUCCUCUGACACCCUCCAGUUCAGUUUGUCUGCCCACGGGGACUCCAUGCUCAGCAAAAUGAAUAUUCUGAGAGAAGAGUGUUGCUUCUGUGACAUUACACUUGUUCUUGGAGAUGCACAGGGCCCUGCCGUCGAGCCUUUCCAUUUCCACGGUCACAGAGCGGUGCUUGCAGCAUCCUCAGACUUCCUGCGUGACCAGUUCCUGCUGCAUGAAGGCCGAGCAGAGCUGAGAGUGUCUGUAGUUUCCAGCGUGAAGGUUGCCGAGACUCUGCUCCUAUCCUGCUACACCGGGCAGCUUGAGGUCCCUCUGAGAGAGCUGGUGAGCUACCUAACUGCAGCCAGUGCACUGCAGAUGGGCCAGGUGGUGGAGAAGUGUGUCCAGGCCGUCUCCCAGUUCCUCAGUCCCACCCUGGCUUUCUUGAAACUAGAGAGACACUCUGAGAAGGAAAAGCAGCUAGAAAGCAGCUGGCUGGGCACCAGCUUCCAAAAUCAUGAGGAAGAGGAUGCAGCCCAGCCCAUUACCAGCAUCCAGGAAGCAAAUAUCAAGGAAGGGGGUGCGGCCGUGAUUCAGUCCAAGUUGUGGGCCAGCCAAGAAACCAAGGUGGAUAGUCGAGGACUGAGGGAGACUGUGGAAGCUGAAAGAGAGGAAUGUGAAGAUGCAGCAUGUUGUCUCGACACCCUGGAGUUGGAAGAAGGUGGAGACAUUCAGCUUUUUCACGCAAACAACCAGCUAUGUCACGUUCACCACAUUGAAGGCCCUUUCAACUGUAAGCUGCACCCUCCUGCAAGUUUCCAAGACCAAAUUUCCUCCUCAGCCUCCACAAUCAGAAGAAGCUCAGCAGCCCAUGAGGAACUGGUAGAAAACGCCCAGAACCAACGCGAACAAGAACUAGAGCAGCCACUAGAGGAGGAAAACGUGCACACAGCGGCCGCUCAACUACAACAACAACAUGGAAAAGUGGCAGAGGAUUCAGGAAACACGUUGGUCCAGAGGCCUUAUCUGUGCAGGAGGUGUGAUAAAGUCUUCCAGCACCUGGAGAGCUACGUGGGCCACCUGAAGGAGCACCGGCAGUACUUCUGUCUGGUCUGUGAGAAAGGUUUUUCUCAGAAGAGUAACCUGACUCGACACGUGCGCGUCCACGCUGGUGACAAGCCUUUCAGAUGUCCUCUGUGCCACAAGACGUUUACCCAGAAGGCCAUGCUGCAAGACCACCUCGACCUGCACACAGGGGACAGGCCCCAUAGGUGCAACUACACUGCUGUGCACUUUGCCCACAAGGCAGGCCUCAGGUGCCACCUGAGGGCGAAUCAUGGUAAGAGCAGCUGGCAGAAUGUGCUCGAGUAGGCUGUGGACUGCAAGUGAGGGAGUAGGUUUAGCAUUAAUCUAAUGAUGGUGUUCGUAGUUGUCUCUAUGACAUUACUGGGGGCAAAUAAGAUGUCAGAAAGCACAAUAAGCUGUUCACACAUCGGCUAGAGGGAAAUAAAGACAGAAAUAUAUUAUUUAAUGUAACAUAGCUGUUGUUUUUUAAAGACUGGAGCUGAUGCUGCAACAACAGCUUCUUCCAUUGUCCAGAUUGUCUUCUAAUAUGUGAUCUAUGUAGAUGCACAAUGUACUAAUUUAUAAUAGUGAACACAGUCUCACGAAAGGUUGAAAUGGACAGUGUUUCUACAGAUCUGACAGUUUCUACACUUUUGAUGUGUAAAGAAAGCAAAAUGCACAUUUAAACCAUCUGAUCUAUCAAGAAAUAGGCAUGUAUGUGACUAAGCAGCAGAAGUGGAAACGAAAACUCUGUUUUGACAUUGCUGCAAUGACUAAAAGAAGAAAUAAAAAUCCCCUACUGUUCUAAAAGAGCAUUUCUUGUGAAAGAUAUUGUGAUUUACUGCACAACACAUACAGACAGACGAGCAUUGCUUCACCAUUUGACCCCGCUGGAAUCGUGUGCAGCUCGCUGAGCACGGUGCUCUGAGUGAGUGGGUUUUCCCGCAUGUCUGAGAGGGUUUCCAUGCUCUCUCACUCCGGUCCUUCCUUUCACAUGUGUCCUUUUAUCCCUCAGUUAUCCUUUCGGCCCAGAAAUGUCAUCGCCGCUCUUCUUACUGAAUGGAAGACUAGCCAGUGGGCAUCUGAGACACCACUGGCUCUGUGUGAAGACAA